Spodoptera frugiperda (fall armyworm) is the source of this 1198-nucleotide messenger RNA. RefSeq lists its product as uncharacterized. The record is from RefSeq and is a predicted model, not a curated record. The coding region runs from base 105 to 911 and encodes 268 amino acids. Gene Ontology annotation, molecular function: DNA binding. The transcript has 4 exons. NCBI's taxonomy places the organism in Eukaryota, Metazoa, Arthropoda, Insecta, Lepidoptera, Noctuidae.
ACAAAAAUUUAAGUUCAUAAAAAAACUGUUUGUUGUGUUCAAUAGUUGUGUUGUGAUUUCUGAGUUUCUGUAUUAUUUUGUUAAAAUUAUUAAUUAAAACGAUAAUGGAUCCCUUAAUUAUAUGUAAAUCUCGCCAACGAGCAGAAAAUUGGACCAGAGAAGAAAAGAAUAUGCUUUUUCAUCUUAUGCGCGAGUCGGCUCCUGUUAUUGAGAGUAAGAAAACAGAUAAGGAGACAAAUCUUAAAAAGGGGAAAGAGUGGCUUAAAGUUCAAAAAAGAUUUGUAACACUAACUGGCAGAAGCAGAGAUGUGGAACAAAUAAAAAGAUUUUGGAUAAGGAUAAAACGUAGUGCCGCUCACCAUAAAAAAUCAGUAAGGCCUAAAGAACCCGCUGCAUCUGCAAUUAAAACUAAAAGUGCUAGGGAGUUACAUCCAAAUAGCAAACAUAUUCGUUUGGUUUUUAAGAAAAAGGAAAUUAAGAUUGACAAGAAUGCUGUGGGUUUACAUCAACCACAAUCAGCAUGUCAAGUGGAAAAAAAAGAAUCUGAAGCAACCAAUCAGAUUCUCAUGCAAGAGAACACAGAACAGCCAAUAGAUUUGAAUCUAGCUAAUUUUGAACAGGACAUGGACCAAUCACACUCAGUCCAGUUAAAAUGUAAACCAAUCACAGAGCUAGUAGGCGACAGAUUCGUAGAUUUAGAACCUGAGACGACUAUAAAUGAAGAAAUAGAUGCCAAUGACAUAGAAAUGAAUAAUUCAAAAAGGGAUGAAGAUGAAUUCUAUUAUUUUGGUUUGAGUGUGGCUGCACAACUUAGAUCUAUGCCUCUAACACAUGCUAUAGAUUUGGAAUCAAAGAUUCAAAUGUUAAUAUCAAAUGAAAGACAGUUGCAACUUUGUUUAAAUACCAAUUAACCUCACCCCCUAUUACAUGGGACUUAUAACACAAAUGGUGAAUAGUGAGAGUACAAUGUACAUUGUAUUGCGACAUUACAUGCCGUAAUGUGCACCUCUGCCUACCCUUGCGGGGAUAAAAGGCAUGACAUUGUAAUAAAGUGCAAUAUAGAUGUAAAAGUGUUUUAGAAAAGAAAUAAACUUAUUCUGUUACAUUUUCUGAUAGACAAAAUAGUUCUUGCCAGUGUAUCCUUGAUCUCCUAAUAUAAUUUAAGUACAUAAUAACCAAUUUUAACUUUUAUAUUUCU